GUGCGCGGCUCUCCCGGGCGCGGCUCCGGGGUUCAUGGUGACGAGGCGGCGGCCGCUCCAGCCCAGGGGCGGCGGCCGGCGGCGGCGGCGGCGGCGGGAGCGGGGGCGCGGGCCCGGGCCGCCUCUCCCAGAGCGCGGGUCCGGGCGGCGGGCGCGCCCGGGCGGCCGCGAGCGCCCCCCUGGCCCGCGGCCCCGCGCGCCCCCCGCGCCGCGCAUCCGCGCGCCUGGCUGCCGGGGGGGCCGGGCCGGCGGGCGGCCGCCGCGCCGCGCACCCAUGGACGGCCCGGCCAUCAUCACCCAGGUGACCAACCCCAAGGAGGACGAGGGCCGGGCUCCGGGCUCCGGCGAAAAAGCAUCCCAGUGCAACGUCAGCCUGAAGAAGCAGAGGAGCCGAAGCAUCCUCAGUUCUUUCUUCUGCUGCUUCCGGGAUUAUAAUGUGGAGGCCCCACCAGGCAGCAGCCCCAGUGUGCUUCCGCCACUGGUGGAGGAGAAUGGUGGGCUUCAGAAGGGUGACCAGAGGCAGAUCAUUCCCAUACCAAGUCCACCAGCUAAAUACCUCCUUCCAGAGGUGACGGUGCUUGACUAUGGGAAGAAGUGUGUGGUCAUUGAUUUAGAUGAAACAUUGGUGCACAGUUCAUUUAAGCCUAUUAGUAAUGCUGAUUUUAUUGUUCCCGUUGAAAUCGAUGGAACUAUACAUCAGGUUUACGUGCUGAAGCGGCCACACGUGGACGAGUUCCUCCAGAGGAUGGGGCAGCUCUUCGAGUGUGUGCUUUUUACUGCCAGCUUGGCCAAGUACGCAGACCCCGUGGCUGACCUGCUGGACCGCUGGGGUGUGUUCCGGGCCCGGCUCUUCCGAGAAUCCUGUGUUUUCCAUCGUGGGAACUAUGUGAAAGACCUGAGUCGCCUUGGACGGGAGCUGAGCAAAGUGAUCAUCGUGGACAAUUCUCCUGCCUCGUACAUCUUCCAUCCUGAGAAUGCAGUGCCUGUGCAGUCCUGGUUCGAUGACAUGACGGACACAGAGCUGCUGGACCUCAUCCCCUUCUUUGAGGGCCUGAGCCAGGAGGACGAUGUGUACAGCAUGCUUCACAGACUCUGCAGUAGGUAGCCCGGGCCUCCAACCGCCGCCCGCCUAUGCCCUCCAGGACCUCAGCCUUGGGACCCGCCCGGCCUCCGCUCCCCGGGAGCUGAGAAUGAGGACACCCUGUGCUCCAGGCCACAGGGUGAAUGUGGCCAUACCUACCUGGUUUCUUUUUUAAGAACAGAAGCAACUAUUUUAAAAAACAAAAACAAAAACAAAAAACUCUUUUAACGAAUUUCAUAAAGGGACAUGCAUUUUACUGGAUUUGCUUUUCUUAAAACAUACCAAAAAGGAAAAAAAAUGGAAAAAAAAAAGCUUGAUAUCAAUCAGACUUCCUUUCAACUGUCCUCCCCUCCAAGCAGACAACCUGUCCCCUUCGACCCCAGCUCAGAGGAGCUGACCCAACUCAGAAUCUCUUUCCUACAGGAUGAAGUGCCUUUUUGAAUGUUAUUUUAAGCUGAGAGUUAAUUUUUCUAUAUGACAUAUUUCCAGACAUCUUUUAGUCUUUUAUUGUCUUAGAUUCUCUAAGAUAAAUAUGACAAUUUUCUAAAACCUGGGAGGUGGGGGGGGGGGCGGGUGACAGGGAUGGGGUGUGUCAUGGGAGCCUGUCUCCCAACAGGUGUGCCGCUCUGACCACCUGUGGCAUGUGGCAGGGUCGGGCUCCCGCCACAAGAUUUUGUGACUGUGUCAGUGUGUGAAUUCAUUUCUGACCCAGUUUGGAAUGUAUUCUGCAAUCGUGUGGCUCAAUGCUUUAGGAAACGAUAGAUUCUUUUAUAUUAUUCUUAUAAGUUCCGAUGGUGACAGAUUUGUCUUGAGGUCACAUUUUCCCCUUGACAAGUGGCAUCAUGUCACUUCUGCUUUCACACUACUGCCAUACUUCUGUACGUUUUUUGUUUGGCUGUUGUUGUUUGGGGGUAGAGCAGUUAUAGGAAACUCUGAAACCCUUAGGUAGUUUCCCUGAAAAAAAAAAAAUCUGUCUAUUGAUUUUUAGAUCUUUCCUUUCCAAAAGCUGGAUACACGUGAAGAUGUUUGGGAAUUUUCUUUGCUGCUACUGCGCUGCCACCAAAUGGAAUUGACCAGCGGCUGUUACACUGUUCUUUGCCACCGUGCCUAUGCUCAGAAUCUGCUCACUGCUAAGCUGCAGACAAGGACAGGGUUAGAAACAUAGGUGUCCCACCCCAUUGCAGACUGCAGACUGCCUUCCCUCCCUGGCAUCAGCCUCGGGAGUUCAGGAGGACACAAAGACAAAAGGGCCCAGCACAGCUUACCGGCGUGGGGCUCAUCUUAAACUGCAGUCAGCCACGUCAGCUCUUGUGAUAAGCUGACCAUUCUCUCUGGAGAACCUGGGGCCCCCGCCAGUCACCACACUGGCGUGGGCCCAAGUCCAUCUCUUGGGCUCUUUUGAAGCACAGCCUGUUUCUGAGCCGAGGGUUAGGGAGAUGGCGUCUGGAGGUGGGACCCACCGCCCAGAGCCAGGGAGAGGAGGAGCCCCCCUCCCUGAGCCGGGGCUCCCUGUGCAGCCUUUUCCAGUGAGAUGUUUUAAGCAGUGCCAUGUUCCUCGUUUGAUCAGAAGACAGUCUAUAAAGUAUUACCCUUAAAAAUAAUUAAAAUGAACCCUUUCAUGUUGGCACCAUUGCCUUAGUCCUCUGUGCGUCAGGCCGGAGUUCUAGUGGGAGCGACUGGCACUAAUGAGACUGGAAAAUUGGGGGGGGGGGGUCAAGGUAAAAUUUCUUUUUUGCUUUCGUUCACAAACUAGUGAAGCCAGCUGCCAAUCACAUCCUCCCAGCAGCACUUUGGUCAGCAGACGGCCUUGCAUUCAGAAGAAAAGUAUUCAGGGGUAACCAGGUCUCCGCACAUUCUGAUUGUUCCAAACCCAGUAAUUCACAUGCCAGUGAAAAUAGAAACAGCCCCUUGCUAGGCAUGACCACAGAAAAUGACAGUUAUAUGGCAGGGUCCGCACACGCCAUACACCUUGAUUUGGGAAACUAGUCAUUAAAUGAACCCACUGCCUUAAAUGUCUUGAAUGUUGCUGUCAAGUAUCUGUCAUGUGUUGACAUCCACACAGAAAUCCGUCUUGUUGAGAGCCUUAGACCCUCACCCAUGGCCCCUUCUUAGUUGGCAUCCAUGGUCUCAUUUGGAACAGGGGGCAGAGAGGACUGAAAUGCUAGAAUAUUCCAAGGGAAUCAAACCAGGGAGUUGUGCCCCACUUCUUAUGGAGUGAAGACACUUGGCAGGCUUGAGCCAGACGCUUCGCCUAGUAGUUGCAGAGACCGUGAGCGCCCUUGCACUGAGCAGGGGCAGAGCUGCUGGGGGUGGAGCCCGGUUCCUGCCACCAUAGACACAGAAUGUCUCGGGAGGGCAGCAGGCCCUUGCAGGGCUCUGGAUUCUGUGCACCUUAUUUGACCACGCUCCAAAAUUCCAUUCUUACUUUAACCCUUGAUUCUGCUUUAUGUAUAUAAUCAAAAUAUCUAUAUCAAUAUAUAUUUUUUAAUCACCUACAUGUAAAUGAAGCAAUAGAAUUCUAACGUAAGGCCAAGAAAUGAGAUGAAUGUUUGGGGUUUAUGUUUUUUGAGGUAAAUACGGGUAUUGUUUUUAAUUAUUACCUUUUAUUAAAUUGUGGGCUUUAAAACCUAGUGAAACCUAUCAGCUAUUUCUCUGUGCCAUAGACUUCCCAUGUUACCUAAACCUGCCCCCCAACCCCCACCCACACCCACCCCGCCAUCACCACCUCUUUUGCCAAAUGAUAAAUCUGACCUCCUGAGUUUCCAUGGUCCUUUUUGUAUCAGGUGAAAAUACGGUCUCCUGGACAAGUAUUUUUAACAUUAAGGUCUGGAACAGGAUACUGUGGGUCGGGGACUCCGGCCCCUGUGAUAUUAGGACAUCUCUGGCCGGGCCUGGAGCGGAGGCGCCCAGGCACACUUAACGUUGUUACUGCUCUGUCUUCCACUGCUCUGGAAUUCUACGUGUUGGUCCGUGGUUUCACCCAUUAGCUGUUUGUAAACACUAUGUGUACUUAAAAGAAACACCACCUGUCAUCGCUGAUGGUGGGGAAGCUCCUUUGACGUGGUGCAAUUUUGAUGAGAUGGCUUUGGAGACAUGAGGAUGCCCUAAUGACACUGACUUAUCAUGGUUGCAGCAUUUGAACUCUUUUUAUAUAAAGGAAACUGUAAGUCUAUAUAUACCUGGCAACAUUUUACAACUCUGUAUAUUAAAGAUGGCUUUCUCAUAAAAUCCAGAACCACACAGCCCGAUGGUCAAACACUCGUGACGUUUGUGCCUCUGCUUCUAAAGGUGCUGUGAUGGACAGCUGGCAUGCCAGGGUUUGAGAAGAGUGGAGAGUUUGAAGUGCUUGCAUUUACCUGUGCAAAAUCAACUGGCUGCCUCUGUUCCUAAUUUACUGUAAAUCCGUUCCUGUCUCAUUCACCAGGGAGCUUCUCUGUAGAGUAACACCCCCUCCCCAAAUGGUGGAGAUGCUGGUGUCUGGGUUGUCAUGGGUUUCUGUUGGACUUUUGAAUGUGAUAAACAAUCUAGUAUCACUUGGGAAAUACUACAUGUAGAAUGUGCACGUUUCCAGGGGCGAGCAUUGUCGGUCAAGAGAUUUGCAAUGAUUUCCUUCCUGCCAAAAAUAAAUACGUGAAACUGC
Messenger RNA from Phacochoerus africanus (Common warthog), 4721 nucleotides. RefSeq names its product CTD small phosphatase like (gene CTDSPL). The record is from RefSeq and is a predicted model, not a curated record. Gene Ontology annotation, molecular function: RNA polymerase II CTD heptapeptide repeat phosphatase activity. NCBI's taxonomy places the organism in Eukaryota, Metazoa, Chordata, Mammalia, Artiodactyla, Suidae.